UGUAAAUUUCCUCCCUGCUUGCCCCUCCGCAUUGGAACAGAGAGCGAGCGCUGCUCGGAGCUCUUUACUUGCAUUCGGCAUAUUUAUUCCAGAGCAAGAGGACCGGUCUGAUGACGUAACGGAAACAACGAACUUUGUCACCCGGAAGGGGAUGCUGCUAAGACGAGCGGCGCUUGGUUCGGUCCGGCCAAGUUGCCAUGGCUCUUUCUCCGUACGUGCAGGCCAUGCAGGACCUGUUCCGGGCCAACACGCGCAGCCGCGAGUUCCCGGCUCACGGGGCCAAGGUGCAUUCGGUCGCCUGGAGCUGCUGCGGCCGUCGCCUCGCUUCCGGCUCCUUUGACAAGACCGCCAGCGUCUUCGUGCUCGACAAGGAUCGACUGGUGAAGGAGAAUAAUUACCGUGGCCAUGGAGACAGCGUGGAUCAGUUGUGCUGGCACCCCAGUAACCCAGAUUUAUUUGUCACUGCAUCUGGAGACAAAACCAUCCGUAUAUGGGAUGUCCGCACCACUAAGUGCAUUGCCACAGUGAAUACCAAGGGGGAGAAUAUUAACAUUUGUUGGAGCCCUGAUGGACAGACUAUUGCAGUAGGGAACAAGGAUGAUGUGGUCACCUUCAUUGAUGCCAAGACGCACCGGUCUAAAGCCGAGGAACAGUUCAAGUUUGAGGUGAAUGAGAUCUCUUGGAACAAUGACAACAACAUGUUUUUCCUCACCAAUGGCAACGGUUGCAUCAACAUCCUCAGCUAUCCAGAGCUGAAGCCCAUCCAGUCAAUUAAUGCCCAUCCUUCAAACUGCAUCUGUAUCAAAUUCGACCCAACGGGCAAGUAUUUUGCUACAGGAAGUGCUGAUGCACUGGUUAGCCUCUGGGAUGUGGAUGAGCUGGUGUGUGUGCGAUGCUUUUCUAGGCUUGACUGGCCUGUGAGGACAUUGAGUUUUAGCCAUGAUGGGAAGAUGCUGGCUUCAGCAUCUGAAGAUCACUUCAUUGACAUUGCAGAGGUAGAAACAGGGGAGAAGUUGUGGGAAGUGCAGUGCGAGUCCCCAACGUUCACUGUGGCAUGGCAUCCAAAGCGGCCCCUGUUGGCCUUUGCCUGCGAUGAUAAAGACGGCAAAUACGACAGCAGCAGAGAAGCUGGCACUGUGAAGCUCUUUGGUCUUCCCAAUGACUCCUAAGAGAAGUCUUCUGAGACUGUUUUGGGACCUGGGGUUCUGAGCCAGGAUAGGAUGUUCGUUCAUAAGCCAUGUGUGCUUUGCUUCUUUGUUGGGUCUGCUGCCAUUUCUACAGUAGGAGUAGUACCACGGCUUGGUAUUCCCUUGCACAGAAAGCCUGCUUUUGUAAAAUGCCCAACCAUUCAAGCAGGCACAGAGGCUGGCUGACUAAAUUCCCUACUAAAUUCCCUUCCAAUUUCUAGGCCAUUAAUUUUUUUUAAUUGCAAAGAGAAAGCUACAGCUGCCAGUGUAUUUGAGUGUCUAUAUGCUGUGCCUUCCAUGAGCAAAAUAAUCCCUGCUCUUUAGUUUCUCUUGGGAUGUAAUAGGCAAAGCCUUCCUGCAAAUCUGGGAGAACUGUGUAAUUGUUGUGUCCUUGUGUCUCCCUUAACAAUGGAAAGACUCGGGGGGAUACGUGGUCUUCCUGUUGUCACAUUUGGAACCCUCCUUUACCUUUGGAGGAAUGCUUGUUUCACCUCUUUUGGAGGGAGUGGGUGGUAUUCAAGGCUAGUCUGACUGAGAGUAGACCCAUUGAAGUUAAUAUAUGUGGCUAACUUUGAUUCAUUAAUUUAGAUGGGCCUACUCUGACUAGGAUUUUAUUGAAUACAACCCAUGGUAUGUGUGGGAUGGGGAAUAGGAUUAUUUUUUGUAUGAACUUGUUUUUGUACUUUGGAUAAUUUUGUUUCACUAAUAAAUACAUAAAACUGC
Rhineura floridana is the source of this 1910-nucleotide messenger RNA. It is a transcript of the gene THOC3, whose product is annotated as THO complex subunit 3. Gene Ontology annotation, molecular function: protein binding. Gene Ontology annotation, cellular component: THO complex part of transcription export complex. Bases 198 to 1169 code for a protein of 323 amino acids. The transcript is spliced from 6 exons. Gene Ontology annotation, biological process: mRNA export from nucleus. NCBI's taxonomy places the organism in Eukaryota, Metazoa, Chordata, Lepidosauria, Squamata, Rhineuridae. The record is from RefSeq and is a predicted model, not a curated record.